Messenger RNA from Schistocerca cancellata (South American locust), 4104 nucleotides. It is a transcript of the gene Ent1, whose product is annotated as equilibrative nucleoside transporter 3. NCBI's taxonomy places the organism in Eukaryota, Metazoa, Arthropoda, Insecta, Orthoptera, Acrididae. Gene Ontology annotation, cellular component: plasma membrane. The transcript has 12 exons. The record is from RefSeq and is a predicted model, not a curated record. Gene Ontology annotation, biological process: nucleoside transmembrane transport. The coding region runs from base 390 to 1823 and encodes 477 amino acids. Gene Ontology annotation, molecular function: nucleoside transmembrane transporter activity.
UCUUUGGCAGAGAUAUUGUAAUGCCUGUGCUAUUGACAGCGGCAAGUGUCAACUACGAGUACGGUGCGCUUGCUGAAGCUCGUCGGUGACAAUGGUAUAGGUAGUGUGUUGUGAGUAGCAUUCGGAUGAUGUAGUGACUGGUGACUCAUGGCAGAGUAACAUGCUGCCCGUCUUUGUUAUUUCGUAAAUGCAGCAUAUUGUGUUGAAGUGGAAUUACACGAAAUACUGGCCGUAUUAUUUUCGUACAGUCGCUAAGUGAAAACACGUCUCAGUCAACGCCAAGAAGACUAACAAAUCUGCCUUGCGUUUUAAACCAGAUACCUAAGUUGCUGUGGCUUUCGAAAGAACGCGCUGACUUUUCAAAGAGGGUGUAAUUCGAGUUUUGGAAUAUGGAGUACUCAGUCAAUACCAGGCCACUACUUCAACAGAGUGAAAGUGAGAGUGAUUUUGACGAUGGAGCAGCAACGAAAAAUCGUCCUGCCGAAGAUGAUGACCAUGUUGUCGUCACAGAUGAUGUCAAACCUCUGUUUAAAGUCAGGGAACCGUGUGACAGGUUUAACCUAGCUUAUGUUAUAUUUUACCUGUUGGGAAUGACUACUUUGCUUCCGUGGUGUUUCUUCAUUACAGCUGAUGAUUACUGGAUGUAUAAACUGCGGGAUGUUAAUCAGAGCUCUUUUGAGGUGUAUGACCUCGAUAUUGAUCAGAAAUCAGAUUUGCAAGCCAGUUUCACAGCUUACCUCAGUGUUGCAUCAACAGUUCCCAAUACACUCUUCCUUGUGUUGAACUCCUUACUUAGUCACAGGAUAUCAUUAAAAAUACGAAUGGUGGGAUCAGUUUCGAUUGUUGUCUUACUAUUCAUUGAGACCACAGUCCUGGUAAAAAUAGAUACAGACAAUUGGCAGGAGAUCUUUUUUAUAGUCACGCUGGCAACAGUUGUGGUUCUUAAUAUUGCAUCUGCUGUACUCCAAGGUGGCCUCUUUGGUAUAGUUGCAAAGUUUCCAUCGCGGUAUAUCACUGCUGUUGUCAGUGGUCAAGCUCUUGGAGGAAUAUUUGCUGCUCUUGCAGAAAUUGUGUCCCUAUGCAUUGGAGCCACACCAGUCAACAGUGCAUUUGUUUACUUUAUGAUUGCUGAUGGAACACUGAUUCUAUCAUUGAUUGCAUAUCUGGUGCUUUCACGUUCGGUAUUCUUCCAGUAUUUUACAAAAGAAAAAGAAGCAGUGAGUACACUACAAUAUGAACCUGCUACAAUUGAAGCAAUUGACAGGCAGCCUGUAAGAGAAAUUUCUUAUAAAACAAUUCUCAGUAAGAUGUGGGUGUACGGAUUCUCAGUGUGGAUGACUUUUUUCGUGACCCUUUCUUUAUACCCUUCUGUGACUGUCCUUAUAAAUUCAACAAAGAAAGGGAAUGGUUCUGCUUGGAAUGAUAUCUACUUUGUUCCUGUGGUUGCUUACUUGAUCUUCAGUUUGUGUGAUUACAUUGGUCGAAUCACUGCUGGAAUUUUGAAAUGGCCCCGUGGCAGUGCGUGGCUGAUAGGGCUUAUCAGCAUCUUAAGAGUUGUAUUCAUUCCACUAUUUCUGAUGUGCAAUGCCCAUCCAAGACACCAUGGCAUGCCUUUGCUUAUAAAUUCAGAUGUGUAUUACAUCAUACUCAUGGUGAUUUUUGGUCUUUCAAAUGGAUAUUUGGCAAAUAUCACCUUGAUAUGUGUUCCAAGAGUUGUGGAUGCUGCUGAACAGGAGACUGCAUCAUCUAUGAUGGCUGCAUUCCUUGGACUAGGGCUGGCAUGUGGUUCAGCUCUUAGCUUGUUGUUGAUUAAAGUGUUGUGAAUUUUUAGCCUGAAUUUAUUUUAAUUUUUUAUGUCAGCAUUUUUUGUGCUGUUUCUUUUACAUUGGUUCAGUACUUGGUCACAUUAACUGCCAUGCAUUUAGUAACUCGUUACUUAAGUGCCAUUUUUGUUUUAAAAAUGGAUGUUAUACUUCCUUGUAGAUUUCUCUGCAAUGUGAGAAAUUAAUUAAGCUUUGUAAAAGCUGUAUUAUGUAAAACUUGUGGUCCAUGUUGUAAUGACUGCUUAAGUGGAACAGUUGUAUUGUAUGUCCUAAUUCUGACCUGAAAAGUCGUUUUGGACUGUGUGCCAAACUUGACAUACUUGUUGUAUAACGGACCUUCAACCCCUUAUGCUUCCAGAUCAUACUGACAAUUACUAAUCAGAAUUUCUACUGGAUUUGCAAUUUUAAGUGGUCCUUGUUUCCAUAUUGCUAGAACAUCAGCAAAUAACACAGUGUUUGAAAUAGCAAGUGUUUGAAAUGUUAGGUAGACCAGUAUUAACACACAAAUGGGAAUGUAGAUGUGAACACAAAUACAUUAAUGUUAACUCAGUGCUUUGAUAUGUUCUUUGUCUACAUGAUUACUCUGCAAUUCACACUGUAAUGUUUGGUAGAAGGUUCAUGGAACAACUUCCAGAAUAACUAAGAUUAAUUUCUCAUUUGGUCUUAGUCAACUGCUCAGUUCUUUCCCAAUCUGUUGCUCCUUCCUCAACUAAACCUACGUCUCUGAAUAAGGAACAUAUAUGGGAGUAGUUAUAAAAUUUUAAAAAUCACCUCAAAAAUAGAUGAAGAUGAGAGAAACAUUUUUGAAAAAUGGAGUUUGUUCUAGCCAGUCUUAUGUGAAAUUGUUAACUAGUUCUGCCUUCAAAUUCAAGGCCAUGUUCAAUAUUACUUCAGGGGAAGCCUUCGGUUAAUCCAAUGGAACAUUUCUCCAUGAGUGCCACACAGUGUUUUCAAACAAUGGAAACUCUUCAGUUGGAAUAUCAACAUUAUAAGGAAAAGGAUAGAUUACUGUUCACUGUAGAGAUGGCACACAUGAUUGCUGUCUCCAGCAGCUUGGACUGCGAUGCAGUCUACUCAUUCUACCUGUCUGCAACUUGGUGUGCCAUCUUUAUGGUAGGUAGCAAUCUAUACUUUUCCUUAUCAUGUUGACAUUGAGUGUGUUGUAGGCAGAGUGACUUUCUUUAUCGUUCCUUUAGCGCACAUAUUUGUAGUAUUCACAAUUUCACUAAUAAGAUUGUCAGUAAAGAAGAGUUGGAAAUGUUCUAGUCUGCAUUUUGGUCAAACACCAUAAGGAAUUGUGAAACCUUGAUGUGUGACAGAAAAAGCGAACUUCAUGAAAUCAACCUUGCCAUCAUAUCAUCUUCCACGUACUUGAUACAGGUUGUGUAUCUUCAUCACUUUCACUCCAUCAGUAGAAUCUGAUUCAUUAGAACUUAUAUCACUGACCACAGUGCAAAGUUACUUCCGAUCACUUUCAUCACUUAAUUGUCCUUCAUGCUUAGUGUCUUCGAGGGGCCAUUCUGGCAAUAUCAUCAUCGCAUGUUUUCUACCAGCUAUAAUCUGCUACAAAUGUUAGAAUGCAACACACUUUGAGUUACACAUCUUUAUUCCAAGUGCUGCUGUUCACCUAGCACACUCCAACAAUAGAGCGGAUGGAAAACACAGUAAUGGAAAUCUGUUAUACAUCACUCGACACCUGAGCCAUAGCGGAAAAUCAUAAUGAUAGACGUAGUGUGAUAGUAGAUCUGAAAGGGUUAAAGCAUUUAACAAAGUAAGUUAGUCUGGUUCUCUUUGAUGUUCUUUAUAUUUGUAAGAUUUGAAGCUGAAGGAUCAGAUAUCAGUUCCCUAAAGCAGUAUGAUUCAAUUCCAAAAAAUCAGUUUGAAGGUUAGAUUUCCAACUGCUGUCAAGUCUAAAACAUUUCAAGUGUACUAACAAUGCGAUCAGUAACUGUGAAUGUAGAGUAGAUGUCUAAUAAUAUUAGUCACUGGUUUGAAUCUCAUUAGCAGCAACUUGACAUUAUUUAUUUUAUAAUUUGGUAUAAAACAUCAAAUAGAAAAGUAAAUAAUUUGUUUCUAGAGUGCUCAGUAUUAUAAGUGUACAUAUCUCAUUUAUUAAUGAAUUAUGAUUCAGUAUUUUUUAAUAUCUCCAUUCAUUUUUAAAUGUGAAAUUUAAAUAAAAGGCAAAAAAGCUGCUGCAGGUGAGAUUCCUACCAGUGACUUUAUUGUUUGUACUUAUCAGUGCUCAAAAAUCUUAAUGUUCAGGUUGAGCUGCUUUUUUUUA